Molecule: messenger RNA, 1296 nt
Organism: Saimiri boliviensis boliviensis (Bolivian squirrel monkey)
Lineage: Eukaryota; Metazoa; Chordata; Mammalia; Primates; Cebidae
Gene: TRIM31
Product: tripartite motif containing 31
Molecular function (GO): zinc ion binding
Source: RefSeq, a predicted model, not a curated record
UCCACAGUGGACUCCUGGACUCCUACAGACUUGACACAGCUUCCUGAAGUCUUGCAACAGCCCUGCUGAUCUGUCAUGGCCCGUGGGCAGUUUGUGAACAAACUGCAAGAGGAAGCGAUCCGUUCCAUCUGCCUGGACAUUCUGGAGAAACCUGUCACCAUCGACUGUGGGCACAAUUUCUGCCUCAAAUGCAUCACUCAGAGUGGGGAAGCAUCAUGCGAAUUUUUCAAAUGUCCCCUCUGCAAAACUUCCGUAAGGAAGAAUACAAUGAUGUCCAACUGAUUGUUGGUGAAUCUGGUGGAGAAAAUCCAAGCUCUAGAUGCCUCUGAGGUGCGGUCCAAAAGGAAAACGCCUGCAUGCCCGAGGCACCAGGAGACGUUCCAUUAUUUCUGUGAGGACUAUGGGAAGUUCCUCUGUUUUGUGUGUCGUGAAUCCAAGGACCACAAAUCCCAUAAUGCCAGCUUGAUCAAUGAAGCUGCCCAGAAUUAUCAGCGGCAGAGCCAAGCGCAGAUCGAAGUUUUACAGCAAAAGGAGACGGUGCAAGUGAAGGCACAAGGCGAACAGAGCAGCCGUGUCUUCAGGGACCAGGUGGAACAUGAGAAGCAAACGAUCCUCAUAGAACCUGAACUCCUGCAUCAGAUCCUAGAGGAGAAGAAUUUCCUGCUGUCAUGGAUUUACUGGCAGGGUCAUGAGGGAGCUGAAGCAGGGAAAUAUGUUGCCUCCACCGAGCCACAGCUGAACAAUCUCAAGGAGCUCAUUGAUUCCUUGAAGAUCAAGAAAAUGCCACUCAGGCAGCUGCUGGAGCUGACUCAGCCACAUCUUCCUAGGAAUGAAGGGUUUCAGUUUCUCAAGCCAACCCCUGUUCCUCCGGAGCUGGAGAGAAAACUCAGUGAAGCAAAAUCAAGACAUGAGUCUGUCACAGAGAGCCUGAAGCAAUGAAAAGACCACCUGCAGGCUGAUAGGAAAAGAGAUAAAAAUAGAUUCUUCAAAAGCAUGAAUGAAAAUGCCAUGAAGAGCUGGGGCUUGUUACAGAAAAAUAAUUCUAAAAUGGAAAAAACCUCCGAGCCUGGGUCAUCUUCUCCAGGUGGCAGAACAGUUACAUCAAGGCCACCAAAUUGCCACUCCUCAGCCCCAUCCCACUCCUGGUCUUGGGCCUCCUCUGCUGGGAAAGUUGCUCUUCCAGAAUGUCUCCUGGCCUCUUAUGCUGAGGUAUCUGGUUGCAGAGCCAGCUCUCAGAGCAUGAAGAGAUUUGACGCUGCGGCAUCCAAGGAGCUCCCCGUGGCACUGAGUGGCUGA